AUGUCUCUGUUUGGGGCGAAGCCGCAGGCGCAGGCGACGACGGGGGGCCUCUUUGGCUCCUCUUCUUCGACCGGCCUGGGCACGGGCUUGUUCUCUUCUUCCACUUCUUCUUCGCUUUUCCCGUCAACGCAGGCGCCCGCGACUUCUUCUCCCGCCCCGGCCGGCGGGCUCUUUGCUUCCUCCCCAGCCGCCGCGGCCUCUGCACCCGCCUUGGCUGCGCCCGCGGCUUCGUCGCUCUCCUCGCUGCCUCUGCACCAGCAGCAGUACGUGCAGGUGCUCGGCAUGCGCACGCAGCAGGCUGAGACGCUGCUAUCUGACGACAACUUGUCUAUGGUGAAUUUCCUGUACCAGUUCGACCCCACGCAUGCGGCGAGCCGCAAGAAUGCGCUCCUGGAGAACCAGCUGCAGGCAUUCGCGCUUCAGAACCCCGCCGAAGGCUCCACACUCCUGUCCAAGUGGAGGAAAGCCUCGACGAAGAACGCCGACCCUCAAAGCUGCCAAAUCAUCCCCAUUCGCGGCGUAAAGGAGCUCGCUGAGCGAGUCAAAAUGGCCGCCCAGGCCACCGAGCUGCUCGCCGAGACGCUCGGCACCGUCGCCAAAGACACUGAGAAACUCAUGGCGAGGAACCAGCAGAUGUGUGAAAAGUUGGACCUCGUCCGGCAGCGGCACACGUCGCUCAGCCACGAGUUCAUCAAAGUCGUCAAUUUAGUCGAAAACGUAGCUGUAAGCCGCGGCGUCGCGGAGAAGAACCCGCGGAGCGAGGCGGCCAACGCGCAAAUUCUCGCAUCUCUCGAGGAGGACUUCCCGUGGGAAGCGUGGCAGCGACGGAUCGACUUGCUGCGGGUGUGGCUUUCGACUCUCCAACGCACGAAUGCGGUCGCGACGGGCGCCCCGGCUCCCUCUGAAAGCGAGCAAGAGGGCAACUCUCUGCUUGACAAAGAGCAAGAAGAUGCGCUCGUUGAGAUUCUCUCUGCGCAGACCGAGGCAGUGGAGGCGACGACUCAGUGCCUGGGCAAUACUGAGCAAGAUGUGGAGCGGCUCGAGGCUGCGCUGGAGUGUCGGCGACGAAGGUCGGCAGACAAACACAGGCUCUAA
Molecule: messenger RNA, 1095 nt
Organism: Besnoitia besnoiti
Lineage: Eukaryota; Apicomplexa; Conoidasida; Eucoccidiorida; Sarcocystidae
Exons: 4
Coding region: 1-1095 (364 amino acids)
Biological process (GO): nuclear pore organization; NLS-bearing protein import into nucleus; protein localization to nuclear inner membrane
Cellular component (GO): nuclear pore; nuclear pore central transport channel
Molecular function (GO): structural constituent of nuclear pore
Source: RefSeq, a predicted model, not a curated record